Messenger RNA from Jaculus jaculus (lesser Egyptian jerboa), 522 nucleotides. It is a transcript of the gene Urad, whose product is annotated as ureidoimidazoline (2-oxo-4-hydroxy-4-carboxy-5-) decarboxylase. Lineage: Eukaryota; Metazoa; Chordata; Mammalia; Rodentia; Dipodidae. The transcript has 2 exons. Bases 1 to 522 code for a protein of 173 amino acids. The record is from RefSeq and is a predicted model, not a curated record. Gene Ontology annotation, molecular function: carboxy-lyase activity. Gene Ontology annotation, biological process: allantoin metabolic process.
AUGGACAUGCAGAAAGUCAACUCCAUGGACUUCGGAGAGUUUGUGGACGUGUUUGGGAACGUCAUCGAGAGAUGCCCUCUGAUUGCAGCGGCCGUCUGGUCCCAGCGCCCGUUCUCUGACCUGGAAGACUUAGAAAGGCAUUUUUUUGAGUUUAUUGAUACUCUCCCACGGUCAGGUCAGGAGGGCAUCCUGCGCUGUCACCCGGACCUGGCGGGCCGCGAUCUGCAGCGGGGCACGCUCACCGCCGAGUCGCAGCGGGAGCAGAGCGGCGCGGGGCUCACGACCCUGAGCGGGGACGAACGGCGACGGCUGAGCGAGCUCAACGCGCGCUACCGGGCGCGCUUCGGAUUCUCCUUCGUGCUGGCCGUGCGUCUCAGCGACCGCGCCGCCGUGCCCGAGGAGCUGGCGCGUCGCCUGCACCAACAGCCCGAGCACGAGCUGCGCACCGCCCUGGGCGAGGUGAAGAAGAUCGGUCACCUGCGCCUGCUGGACCUGCUGGGCUCUGAGCCCGCCAGGCUGUGA